AUGGUCGAGAACCUGGCAGAGCUCGCCAAGAAUGCUGACGUCGACUUUAUUGUCGGAGACUGGCAGUCAGAGUACAACAUGGCAGCACGCGGGAUGAUCAAAGCCCAGCGUUACGAAAGCCCAAAUAUUGACGCUGCUCCAGCAUUCGAACAGCAGUUCGUCGACUCUUUCCAGAGCGCCCUGCCAGACUUGGCUGCACGAAAGAUCAAGAUGGCCGUCAAUGCCGGGGCAUGCGACACGGAACUUUUAUAUCAAAGUAUACAGAAGAUUGUCGAGGACUCUGGAACAGACCUGCGUGUUGCUUGGAUCGAAGGGGACGAAGUUCUCGACGCCGUGCAGCAGUUCGUUUCUGAGGGAACAAAACUUCGAAACAUCACCACCGGCCAGUCUUUUCAGGAAUGGGGACAUAGCCCGGUGUAUGCGCAGUGCUACCUAGGCUCACGAGGCAUCUCUCAGGCUUUCACGAAUGGGGCUGACAUUGUCCUAUACGGUCGCGUGGCCGACGCAGCUCCAACCAUGGGCGCUGCUGCAUACUGGCAUGGGUGGUCUAGCACACAGUAUCAGGAACUCGCACACGCCUUGAUCGCUGUUCAUCUGAUUGAGUGCUCUUACUACGUCACUGGCGGCAACUACAUCGGCUUCAAGACGAUCCCUCAGGGCAAGAGUCCCCUGUUAAAUCUGCCCAUCGCCCGCAUCCAAUCUGAUGGUACCUUUUUCAUUGAGUGCCACCACUCUAAGGAUAGAGGCGGUCAAGUUUCUGUCAACACCUGCCGAUCUCAGCUGCUUUAUGAGCUGCAGGGCAAGCGAUACUACAACUCGGAUGUGGUCGCCAUCGUGGAUCAGGUGAAGGUGGAACAGGCCGGCCCUGAUAGUGUCUUUGUACAUAACAUUGGCUUCGAAAAGCCUCCACCCACGACAAAGGUCGGCCUAACUGUCCCCGGAGGCUACCAGGCUUAG
This is a messenger RNA of Fusarium verticillioides 7600, 957 nucleotides long. RefSeq lists its product as hypothetical. The record is from RefSeq and is a predicted model, not a curated record. The transcript has a single exon. NCBI's taxonomy places the organism in Eukaryota, Fungi, Ascomycota, Sordariomycetes, Hypocreales, Nectriaceae. Bases 1 to 957 code for a protein of 318 amino acids.